AGCCCACGACCAUUUUCACACCUUUCCCCGUUUCGCUCCCACCCGCAUCGCCCCUUUUCAAAUCCACGAACCCAACAGACCCAACAAGCAAAUCACCAUGUCCGGCGAGGGCCCCGAAAGCAUACCCACUUCCGCCGAUCCGCGCUCCAAGCGCCCGACCAAGAAACGUGCCCUCACACCAGUCUCCGCACAAGCCGCCACCGUCGAGGCCCUCUUCUCCCGCCCUGAUCAGGAGGUCCAUAUCCCGCCAUCCAGCUCUGCCGUCGCCAAGGCGCGCCUUGCCGCGCCCCCCGAGAUAGUGACUAACGUACAGGGUUCGUCAGCGGGUGCCGGGUCAGGCGAGUUCCAUGUCUACAAGGCGAGUCGGCGGAGAGAAUAUGAGAGGCUGAGGCAGAUGGACGAGGAGGUGAGGAAGGAGAAAGACAGCGAGGAGUUUGAGAAGGAGAUGGAGGAGAGGGCGAAGAGGGAUGAGGAGAAGACGAGGCGGAAUCGCGAGAGGAGGGAGAAGCAGAAGGAGGAGCAGGGAAGAAUGGGGCUGCACCGAGCAAUAAGGGGCCGAGGGUCGUGGUCACUAGGGGAGAUAAUGGGGAAGAGAUGGACCCAGAUAUCGCAAUCGCGGAUGCGCCAAGUGCUGUUGCGGAGGAGUCGAAGGGCAUCAUCAUUGAGGAAGACUGAAGACUGACGAGGCAUAUACCCCACGAGAGAACCAAGGAAGCUGGCCACGCUGUACAACAAAGGCGAAGAGGGCGAGAGGGUGCGG
Molecule: messenger RNA, 760 nt
Organism: Pseudomassariella vexata
Lineage: Eukaryota; Fungi; Ascomycota; Sordariomycetes; Amphisphaeriales; Pseudomassariaceae
Exons: 2
Coding region: 98-682 (194 amino acids)
Biological process (GO): negative regulation of protein kinase activity
Cellular component (GO): nucleolus
Molecular function (GO): double-stranded RNA binding; protein kinase binding; protein kinase inhibitor activity
Source: RefSeq, a predicted model, not a curated record